AUGUUCAGGAAUCGACUGACCAGGAACCUAUCAUCAACAACCAAAGACCAGAUAUGGAUCGGCUCACGCUGCUUCCCAUCCGAUCGGAUGACCAACCUGCCCAGCUCACUACUCCCACGACUCAGCCAAGGCCUAUACGAGCAAGCCGGCCAUCCGAUCAGGAUCCUCAAAGACUCGAUUGCCAGCCAGCUGGCCGGCUUCGAGCUGCUACGCUACCCUGAUCCAGUCGUCAGUCCGUUCCAGAACUUCGACCAACUCGGCUUCCCAGAUGACCAUCCUGGACGCAAGAAGGGCGACUCCUACUACCUCAACUCCCAGUUCAUGCUCAGAACUCAUACCUCCGCCCAUGAGAUCGAGAGCUUCGCUAACGCCAAAGAGCACUGGUUGUUGGCCGCCGAUGUCUAUCGCAGGGACGAGAUCGACUCCUCCCACUUCCCGGUCUUCCAUCAGAUGGAAGGCGCAAGCGUAUUACCUCGAACCAAGAUCGAAGAAUUCGCACUCAAGACGGCAGAGCUACGCUACCAACAAUCGCAUCAAAACAUCCGGAUCGAGGACCAGACGGCAAUCGAUUCAGGGAACCCGAUCCAAGCCGCCCAUCGGACGGAAGAAGCCAUGAUCGUGACGGAGAACCUCAAGGCGACGAUCAACUCGGUGAUCUAUGGGCUCUUCAAACACAAGCUGUUCUCAUCAGGACUGCCCAACCAGAAAAAUGAGCCCGUCCAGAUCCGCUGGAUCCCCGCCUACUUCCCCUUCACUUCCCCCAGCUUCGAGGUCGAGGUCUUGUUCCAGAAUAAGUGGCUCGAAAUCUUGGGCUGUGGGGUCGUUCAACAACGAACAUUAAUCGAAGCUAAGGUCCCAGAGAAGAUCGGAUGGGCGUUUGGACUGGGACUAGAGAGAAUCGCUAUGGUGCUCUUCUCGAUCCCAGACAUCCGACUGUUCUGGUCGACCGACGCUCGCUUCAAGGAGCAAUUCCUCCACCAAGCUAUUCUAAGUCCUUCUUCUUCUAGUCCUCAACAACAAGAAGAAGAAAAACCGGUCGAGGUAGUCACGUUCCAGCCGUUUAGUAAGAAUCCGGGCUGUUAUAAGGAUCUUAGUUUUUGGAUCCCUGCGCCUACCACUACUACUUCUACGACGGAGUCAUCCUUCGAAGCCAAUGAUCUCUUCGAAAUCAUUCGUGAUGUCGGCGGCUCGUGGGUCGAGGAAAGUCAACUCAUCGACGAAUUCAGACAUCCUAAAACCGGCCGUCAGAGUCGCUGUUACCGGAUCAUCUAUCGAUCUAUCGAAAGGAACCUUUCUAAUGAGGAAGUUAAUCUUACCCAGGAUCUGGUCAGGAAGGCUUUAGAAGAGAAACUUGGCCUGGAGUUUCGAUAG
Messenger RNA from Puccinia graminis f. sp. tritici CRL 75-36-700-3, 1371 nucleotides. Its product is annotated as phenylalanyl-tRNA synthetase. Gene Ontology annotation, molecular function: phenylalanine-tRNA ligase activity; tRNA binding; ATP binding. Lineage: Eukaryota; Fungi; Basidiomycota; Pucciniomycetes; Pucciniales; Pucciniaceae. Gene Ontology annotation, cellular component: cytoplasm; mitochondrion. Gene Ontology annotation, biological process: phenylalanyl-tRNA aminoacylation. The record is from RefSeq and is a predicted model, not a curated record. The coding region runs from base 1 to 1371 and encodes 456 amino acids. The transcript has 5 exons.